AUGGCUUUGAAUGAAGCAAUAGAGAAAGCAUAUGUUGAUAAUUUGGUUGACUAUGUAGAAGUCAACAGGAAGGAACCUGUAAAUAAUGGCAUGCUGCUGCUUCUACCAAAGGAAGAGUUAGAAGAUGAAGCUUCACUUAUAACAACUUCCACAAAAUGUAGGGGCUCAAGGGAGAGUUCUACAACUAUUCAGGAUGUGGAAACACCUUCAACUGCAACCAUCCUAUUGAACUGCAAACAUCUUAUUGUGCGCCAAUUCAUAGUAUAUUCCUUCAGAUAUUGGGUAACAGAGAUGCAUGUCGAUGGAUUUCGGUUUGAUCUUGCCUCUAUCAUGACAAGAGACAGCAGCCUUUUUGAUGCAAUAAAUGUAUCUGGAAAUCAAGUGGGCAUCUAUUUUCCUUGUUAUGACUUUUUGUGCAAUUAUAUGGAAGAAUAUUCAUCAAAAAAUGCAGCAAGCAUGACUCCUUAUAUCCCACUAGUUGCAGGUUCUGUUGCCCGUUCACUUGCUUGUAUUACUUGUUAUCCUAUUGAACUUGCAAGAACCCGUAUGCAGCUUUCUGGUGUUGGUGUCAAGCUUGUUGGCAAUACAGUGUGGAGUACCCUCUUUCAUCAAUUCUUGAUAGUGAUGUCACAUACUGUUGCUGUAGCUGUGCUUUCGGGAAAUAGAAACUUUGAAGGGCGUGUUCACCCACUAACAAGAUCCAACUACCUGGCUUCACCUCCCUUGGUUGUAGCUUACGCACUUGUCUGCACGGUCGACAUCGACUUCGAAAACAAACUAACGAGACCACAAAGGACGGAAAGAAUGGCCAAGCACCGAAGAAAUCACUCAGGUUUUGAAGUUUUUGAUGGAAAAGAACAGUGUUAA
Molecule: messenger RNA, 867 nt
Organism: Lactuca saligna
Lineage: Eukaryota; Viridiplantae; Streptophyta; Magnoliopsida; Asterales; Asteraceae
Source: the annotation of a GenBank genome assembly